Molecule: messenger RNA, 2850 nt
Organism: Pediculus humanus corporis (human body louse)
Lineage: Eukaryota; Metazoa; Arthropoda; Insecta; Psocodea; Pediculidae
Exons: 11
Coding region: 1-2850 (949 amino acids)
Biological process (GO): actin filament polymerization
Cellular component (GO): actin filament; cytoplasm
Molecular function (GO): microtubule binding; actin binding
Source: RefSeq, a predicted model, not a curated record
AUGAAUUUUCUCUUCUUUUUGGGAUUAAAUUUAAUUAAAUUUAAAUUUAAAAAUUUUUUUUUGUGUUCCUCUGGAAUUUGGCCAAUCGCGAUAAGCUUUUUUGGUAGCCAAUCGCGCGUUUUUUUUCCUUUUUUCUAUUUUCACGUCUAUGGUGUUCAGCGUCUAGCCUCACGGGCGAUCAUCCACCCACUACAUCCGACUUUGUGGUCUUCCAUGUUUUUCUUCUUCCACGAUAUGAAACACCCUCCCCCUUCAUAUGUCAACGGAGAGAAACAGAGGAACGUCAUCGAAAAACAAAAUGGAUCAUCUAUAAUGCCAACAUCAUCGCCUAGGAAAAAAUCAACCGGAGAAAAUCACUACGAAAACGACGAAUGCGGUUUCCGUUACGAUUAUUCGAACGGUGAUUGGUUCCGGGGUCAAAAUGUCCCGGAAGCACCCGCACGAGAUCCUUCAAGUCUUAUAUCCAUCAAAUACGGACCGGGUCACGAAAAAUAUCCAUCUUGGCCUGGAACGAUCAGAGCGGGUACUGGUGAAAGACCUCAAAGAUCUCAUUCUUGGACGGAACAAACCAAUUACCCAAAAGAAAAGGUGACAGCGUACGCGAGACCCUACAGCAAAAGAAUAAAUCCGGCUUUCACACAACAGUUGAAAACAGUUUUGGAAAGGUGCGAAAAAAUCACGCCGGAAUCAUAUACGAAAACAAUGGAACAAAUAGACGAAAGAGAAAAACGGAUGUACUUGCCGAGAUUGGACAGAGAAGGGAAUUCUAUAGGGGAUCAAAAUUAUAUGGUACCAUCACCGCCGGAAAGGGAUAAACCUUCUCUUACUCAAGCAGACAUCGAUAAAUAUUAUCAGGAAAAUCACAUGACGAAAGUCGAUAAUGGUGAUUAUUCAACGCCUUAUGAAGAUAUACGAAAACCUCCGCCUUUGACACAAGCCGAUUUGGAAGAAUAUGCGAGGUCGUAUGAUGACGUACUCAAACCUUUACAUCAACAUCAGGGAAGCUACGCUCAAUCUGAAGAUAGAUUGAGAAGAGAUAGCGACACGGGAAUAAGAAAUCAAAAUUGGAGCGAAGAUGAUAACAGAGCCGGAAGAGAUUCCGUUGUUACGACGAGUUCCGGUAGCGCAAGUUCCAGCGAAACUCUCAAAUGGCAUGGAUCUAUGUCGGAUGUCAGCGUUGCCAGUAGUACUUGCAGAUCGAGACAAUUGAUUGCGCAUAGUUCGAGAGUUCCACCACCUCAAAGGCAUCAUUCGGAAAGUGUUUUGUAUUUGGGAAAUCAAUCCGGAAUGAUCUCGCCGACGUCGGUUCCAAAAAUGACAGUCGCAGAACGCAUAAGCGAACUUGAAAGGCAACAGCAACAACAACAACAACAAUCACAAAAAUAUGCUUACUACGAUCCUGACAAACGUCACAAAGUAUCCGAUCCGACGUUGAAAGCCAUACAGAAAAAAGCUCUUUUAAGCUUUUACGAAAGACAUCAGAAUUCAAAUAUCGGAGGAGGGACCGGCGUUGUUAUGAAUGCGAAGUUGCAAGAAAAUUGGAAGAACGAACAACAAAAACUAAAUUUGUUACAAUGUCAAACUGGAGGCAGUCAAGAAAUUUUACAAAAAAAUAUCGGUCCUCCUCCUCCUCCGCCGCCGCGUCCGAUAUCAAAUCGUCGAGCUUCUUGCGCUUCCGACACGAGCAUCGGGUCGUGGAGUAAAAUAAAUCAUUCUUAUUCGUGCAGUUUGGUGGGUCCCGCAAUUAUCGGUCCUAGCAUAUCCAUAGACGAUUGGGUUCCAGAGCUUCCGCCGAAAAAACCUCAUUUAAGAACGAUUCCGCCACCACUUCCUCAUCGAAGCCCUAGUCCGAAUCAAGUUCCUCACGUUAAGUCGGAUGUCGAGGCAUUGCAUUAUCAAAAACCCAUGACGAAUUUCGAUAGGAUGCCAACUCCCGAUUUGCCACCGCCUCCUCCUCCGCCUCCGAUGCCGGAAGAUGAUAUUUUACUUCCUUUCGACGAACCACUUCCUCCGCCUCCGCCAGAAGUCGAAUGGCAUUUGGCAACUGCCGUUCCUAGAAGAUCUACUCCGAUGUCUAGCGGACGCACGAGUCCUCAAUCUCCGACUCAAUUUUCACCGAUAAAAGACUGUUCGGAUAUGGAUUCAUCCGGUAUCCGAAUCGUAUCGCAAAACGAUAACCCAAUGAGACCCAAUUUAAUGUCGGACGCAUACGAAAUACAAUACGAUCAAAACGCACUGAACGCCAUAAUGGAAUCAAACAGAUUAGCAGAGCUUCAAAAGAAAAAACAUUCGUCGAAAGACAAACACGGAAAUAAAAAAGAUUCGUCGGAUGAAAAAACACCGACGUUAAAAGCCAACAUAGAAAAUCGACCGCCAUUACCACUGCCCCACGAUGUUCACGUUAACAACGACCGGAAACAAGACGCGUCAGAACGUAAUAAUCCGUGGCAAAACAAAACAAUAGAAAAACAAAAUCAAUUGGAUGUUAAAGUUCCGUUUGCCAGAAGUUUUUCCAAACCGGAAAACUCUAACAUAGUCAGAGCUAGCGUGAAAGGUACGAGAAACGAUUCGAAUUCGCGAAGUAGUUUGAGGUACCCGUCGAAAAAAUCAAACGUGAAUGGUAAAGUUAAAGAAAGACUAAGUCCGGACAUGUCCGCGAUUCCGGUAAAAACAAUAACGAAAACAAAUUACGAACCGAAAUCGUGUUUGCCGGUAAAAAAAGUGUCGGAAUACGAAUGCAGGAUACCCAAUCGGGAUCGAGACGGUUUGAAAGUUUUCGACGGAACGUUUGAUGAUACGAAAAAGGAAAACAUGGACAAACACGGACUCCAGCAGACGUCUAAGGGGUAA